UUUCCCUUUCAUCACUUGCCUCGCUGCAAAGCACUCUGAACCCUCGCUCUUGCCGGGUUCACCUUUCUACGCCGAAACCAUGCAUUGAACAGUCUUCUCGCUGGGCACGCGAAGACUUACCUUGCAGCCCGCUUACAAGACCGAAAUCACACCCCGUGUGCACUUUCACAGACAGGCCUCAGCACGUCACCAAGCAUGGAGUCGUCUCGCGUGUUCGUUCGGGGCUUGCCCCCGACCCUCGACGAGGCAGGCUUCCGCAAGCAUUUCCAGUUCUCGAGCGGUACCAUCACCGAUGUCAAGCUCAUGUCCUCGCGACGCAUCGGCUAUGUCGGCUACAAGACUCCCGAGGAGGCCAGGCGGGCCGUGAAGCACUUCAAUCGUUCUUUUAUUAGAAUGUCCAAGAUUGCGGUCGAGCUUGCUAAGCCAAUUGCCGACCCAUCGCUCGCCAGCAUGCGCGGACCCCGGAGUUCAACGGUACCAUCGUCGAGGUCGACUGUGCCAUCUGCACAAAUGAGCCGCGAUGCGAAGGCCGAGGCUGACUCCGCCGAGAAUAACAAGAAGAGGAAGCGCGAGGCUGUGGACGAGUCUGAUCCCAAGCUUAAAGAAUUCCUCAAUGUCAUGCAAGCGUCCGGGCGCUCCAUCCAUGACAUCGUUCCCGAGACACUCGACGAGAGGCCGGCUAAGGUCAAGGCGGUCACUGUCCCGGAAAAUGAUUCAGAUGACGAGUACGAGAACGUCCCAACCAAAUUUAAGCCGGUCGCUUCCCGCGCUCGUGCGGAAGCAGGAGCCACACCACUUGCUGCAAAGCCACCAGCUGAGGAGUCCAAAGCCCACGCGGAGGCAGACGAGGCAGCCGGUCCAGCGGCUGCCGAAGAUGUUGACGCGGAGAUGCCUGAGGCGCCUGAAAAGGCACCUGCGGCGGCUGCCACAGAUGACGACUGGCUGCGAUCCAGGACAAAUCGCCUUCUGGAUCUCGUCGACGAGGACGAUGAAAUUCCCCUCAGACCAACGGAGCCUGCACAAAGCGCUAUGCCUAAAGUGUCGGCUGCACAGUCAUUGGAUGCAGCUGAGGCAGAUGCCACAGAAGCUCCUGACGCCACCAAUGAGGUUUCGCCCAGUGAAGAAAUGGGUACGGAGGACAUUGCCCCCGUCUCCAAGGACGACGCCAUGGAAACAGUCCACAAGACAGCGCGUCUGUUCAUACGGAAUUUGCCAUACACGGCUACCCCGGAAGAUCUGCGCACCCACUUCGAGCAAUGGGGCACGAUUGAAGAGGUUCACAUGCCAAUGGACAAGACUGGCAGCAACAACCGGGGUUUCGCCUUUGUUUUGUUUGUUGAUGCAGACGCCGCUGUCAACGCAUUCCAGAAUGCCGCCGCAUUCUUUCAAGGACGCUUGCUUCACGUGCUACCUUCGUCCGCGAAGCGGGACCACAAUCUUGACGAGUACGAGCUGUCCAAACUUCCGCUCAAGCAGCAGAACCUCAUCAAGAAGAAGGCAAAGGCUGCGACUGACAGAUUCAACUGGAACUCACUGUUCAUGAAUCAAGAUGCCGUUGUCGCCUCCGUGAGUGCGAGGUUGGGCAUCACCAAGUCGGAACUGUUGGACCCUCAUUCUAGUGAUGCCGCUGUGAAGCAAGCGAUUGCAGAGACCUCCACCAUCCAGGACACCAAGGCUUAUUUCUCUGCCAACGGUGUAGAUCUCAAUGCUUUCAAGUCCGGUGCGCGUGGCGACACGUCGAUCCUGGUCAAGAACUUUCCCUAUGGUACAUCUGUCUCAGAGCUUAGGACACUGUUUGAAGAGCACGGCCAGGUUCUGAAGGUUCUUAUGCCUCCUGCGGGCACAAUCGCCAUUGUGCAUUUCGCUCAGGCACCCCAAGCCAAGUCAGCCUUCAGCAAGUUGGCAUACAGGCGGUUCAAAAACUCCAUCCUGUUUCUUGAGAAGGGACCAAAGAACUUGUUCGUGGGCGAAGGCGAAGAAGGCUCCCAGGAACCGGCACCUGCUCCUGCAAGUGCUAGUGAUGCUCCUGGCUCGGCAGGGGGCUCCAAGCUCUCUGUCUCAGAACUCCUGGGCAGAGAAACGGACGAGGUCAAGGCUGAGACAGGCACUUUGUUUGUGAAGAAUCUGUCUUUCCAGACCACCACAGAGCAGCUUGCUGCCUCGUGCCGGCACCUUGAAGGCUUCAAAUCAGCAAGGGUGAAGACAAAGACGGAUCCUAAGAAGCCCGGCCAGAUCCUCAGCAUGGGCUUUGGCUUUGUCGAGUUUAGCAGAAAGGAUCUAGCCGAGGCUGCGUUGGCUGUACUCAAUGGCCAUGUGCUGCAGGGCCACAAGCUCGAAGUAAAAGCCUCGCAUCGGGGCCACGAUGCGGCCGAGGAGCGCCGACAGGAAGACCAGGCCCGGAAGGCUGCGGGGCAUCGAACCAAGAUUGUCAUCAAGAAUCUGCCGUUUGAGGCGAACAAGAAGGAUAUCCGGACCCUGUUUGGCACCUACGGACAGCUGCGGAGCGUGCGGAUCCCCAAGAAGUUCAACCACGCAUCGACCCGGGGCUUUGCGUUUGCCGAAUUUACCACACCGCGGGAAGCGGAGAAUGCAUUCAACUCGUUGCAAGACACGCAUUUGCUUGGGCGCAAGCUUGUGCUCCAGUUUGCUGAGGCGGAGGCAGUCGACGCCGAGGAGGAGAUCGCCAAGAUGCAAAAGAAGGUCGGCCGCCAAGCCAACAAGGUGGCACUUCAGCAGCUCACUGGAGGGGGCCGAAAGAAGGUCACGAUCGGGGGCGAUGGCGACGAGGACGAGGGGGACAUGUGAAGACCAGGAUACCCAAAUACAAGCACGAGAGCUCUUCUCUGCUCUGAUUCCCCUAACACACACCAUGACAUGG
Microdochium trichocladiopsis is the source of this 2878-nucleotide messenger RNA. RefSeq lists its product as uncharacterized. Gene Ontology annotation, molecular function: mRNA binding. The transcript is spliced from 3 exons. Gene Ontology annotation, cellular component: nucleus; cytoplasm; ribonucleoprotein complex. Lineage: Eukaryota; Fungi; Ascomycota; Sordariomycetes; Xylariales; Microdochiaceae. The record is from RefSeq and is a predicted model, not a curated record. Bases 196 to 2805 code for a protein of 869 amino acids.